Molecule: messenger RNA, 1627 nt
Organism: Peromyscus leucopus (white-footed mouse)
Lineage: Eukaryota; Metazoa; Chordata; Mammalia; Rodentia; Cricetidae
Product: cytochrome P450 2C42-like
Exons: 9
Coding region: 1-1275 (424 amino acids)
Biological process (GO): xenobiotic metabolic process
Cellular component (GO): intracellular membrane-bounded organelle; cytoplasm
Molecular function (GO): heme binding; iron ion binding; oxidoreductase activity, acting on paired donors, with incorporation or reduction of molecular oxygen, reduced flavin or flavoprotein as one donor, and incorporation of one atom of oxygen
Source: RefSeq, a predicted model, not a curated record
AUGCUGUCUGAAGAACUUAUUCUUCUAGGAAUUGCUGGUGCCCUGGCAUCCUAUGUAGAGCUUCUUUCAAAAGUCUAUGGCCCUGUGUUCACGUUGUACUUGGGCAAGAAGCCUGCUGUGGUAUUAUAUGGGUAUGAAGCAGUAAAGGAAGCUCUGAUUGAUCAUGGGGAGGAGUUUGCUGGAAGAGGAAGCUUCCCAGUGUUUGAAAGAUUUAAGAAAGGCCUUGGGAUGAAAUUUAUGGCAGUAAUUUUCUGUCCAUACUACCAAGUAUGCAAACCUUUAAAGCUCACCCUGCGAUCCCACCUCAUCCUGGGCUGUGCUCCCUGCAAUGUCAUCUGCUCCAUUGUUUUCCAGAAUCGUUUUGAUUAUAAGGAUCAGGAUUUUCUUAACUUGAUGAACAAUUUAAAUGAAAAUGUCAAGAUUAUGAGUUCCCCUUGGAUGCAGGUUUGCAAUAAUUUUCCUGUUAUCAUUGAUCAUCUACCAGGGAGCCAUACUAAAUUACUUAAAAAUCUCAUUUCCUUAAAACGUUAUUGUUUGGAAAAAGUAAAAGAACACCAAGAGUCACUGGAUGUUAAUAAUCCACGGGACUUUAUUGAUUGUUUCCUGAUCAAAAUGGAGCAGGAAAAACACAACCCAAAGGCCGAGUUUACUUAUGAAAACUUUGCAGUCACCACAUCUGACCUGUUUGCUGCUGGGACAGAGACAACAAGCACAACACUGAGGUACUCUCUGCUGCUCCUGCUCAAGCACCCAGAAGUCACAGCCAAAGUCCAGGAAGAGAUUGACCAUGUGAUUGGUAGACACAGAAGCCCCUGCAUGCAGGACAGGAGUCACAUGCCCUACACUGAUGCUGUGUUGCAUGAGAUUCAGAGGUACAUUGACCUCCUUCCCACCAGUCUGCCCCGUGCAGUGACCUGUGACAUUAAAUUCAGAAACUAUCUCAUUCCCAAGGGUACUACUGUAAUAACAUCACUGACAUCUGUGCUACAUGAUGACAAAGAAUUCCCCAACCCAAAGAGGUUUGAUCCUGGACACUUUCUGGAUGAGAAUGGAAAGUUUAAGAAAAGUGACUACUCUAUUCCUUUCUCAACAGGAAAACGAAUUUGUGUAGGAGAGGGCCUGGCCCGAAUGGAGCUAUUUUUAUUCCUGACCACCAUUUUACAGAACUUUAAUCUGAAAUCUCCAGUUGACCUGAAAGACCUUGAUACCACUGCAGUUGCCAAUGGAUUUGUUUCUGUGCCACCAGAGUUCCGGAUCUGCUUCAUCCCAGUCUGAAUGAACACCACGUGCUUCUUUCUGUAGUCUCUUCCUCCAGGGCACAGUUGACCUCUUCUGUCAGGCGUGUCUCCCUGGCCUCCCAUCUCACAUUGACUCAUCUCCUCAAGAUCCAGGGAAUGCCUGUCUUCCAUUCUGGCUAACUUCUAGGGUCACCCCCAAACACAUCUGCAGUUCCUUAUGCUGUGCAAUGAUUUAUUGUCUUUAGCAUUGCUGACUCUUAUCUCAUGCCAAAUUAUUAAUAUAUAUAUAUUACUGUAAAGCUAAAACUGAAAAAAAUGAUUAUAAUGUGAGGUGAAGUUCAGCAUCACCUAGCCCGUGUGUGUCUUAAAUAAAAGCAUUAUAAUUCUGG